Molecule: messenger RNA, 453 nt
Organism: Gregarina niphandrodes
Lineage: Eukaryota; Apicomplexa; Conoidasida; Eugregarinorida; Gregarinidae
Exons: 2
Coding region: 1-453 (150 amino acids)
Source: RefSeq, a predicted model, not a curated record
AUGUUACCGAGAUUUGUAAUAAAUGAUGUGAUAGCCCCGGUAUCAGAAGUUGAUGAGUUAUGUGAAGCUUCAGUGGAGAGCAUUUCGUUGGUGUUGAAGAGUUUGGCCCGACUCAGUUCAGUGAGCCCGAACCCUUGGCUCGUUCAAGCGGCGGUGGAUUUGGCUUGUGCGAAGUAUGUGAAAGAGUUGGACGAAGUGUGUCACAGUCUUGUUCAUGAGUUGGAGAAGACGGAAAAAGCUCUCAGUCGAAAACUGUGUCAUCCGACAGCUACACUUCGACAGGACGAACCCACUACGGCCUUGGGGUGGUACGCCAAGUGCCUGGUGGCCCAGUGGCGACAGACAUUGCGCGAUGUCGCAAAAUCGCACGAUGCCGAACUCUUCGCCAAGAGCACGGAAGCAAUCAGAAAACACAAAAUGGCUUGGAUAAAGGAACACGGCACCUGCAAAUAA